Messenger RNA from Phymastichus coffea, 1626 nucleotides. It is a transcript of the gene hdm, whose product is annotated as meiosis-specific with OB domain-containing protein. The transcript is spliced from 8 exons. The record is from RefSeq and is a predicted model, not a curated record. Gene Ontology annotation, molecular function: single-stranded DNA binding; single-stranded DNA 3'-5' DNA exonuclease activity. Gene Ontology annotation, biological process: resolution of meiotic recombination intermediates. NCBI's taxonomy places the organism in Eukaryota, Metazoa, Arthropoda, Insecta, Hymenoptera, Eulophidae. The coding region runs from base 1 to 1443 and encodes 480 amino acids.
AUGGCAAAUGUAUCGCGACAGCCAAUAGCUUCACUGCAAUCGAAAAUGCAAAAUACCAUUAUCAUUGGAGCCAUCAUAAGAAGUCAAAAUUCAAAGAUUAUUGACCCUACAAGGGCAAGAUAUAAUAUGGAAUCUCGAGCAGUUUGGAACUUCACUCUGAGAGAUACGAUAGAUGACUUCAUCAAUGUAGCUGUUUGGGGCACUGUUGAUUAUAUUAAUAAGUUAUUCACAACUUUUCAUAUUGGAAGUAUUGUUGAAGUCAUCAAUGCGAAAAUAACAGAACGCAAGCCCGAUGAUCCAAAUGAAGUCUACGUUCCAACGGUAUCGAGUCCUUACACACUGACUCUCAGCCAGAAUUCAUCAUUGAUCCAAAUGCACACUAGCCCAGCUUCUCAAUUUUUUCAAAAUUUACUUCACUUGCCAACAAAAGAUCCAGCUGGAACUAUUACUUUGGCGUACAUUUUGGAGAACAAUGAAAUGCUAAAAAAUCAGUUCGUUGAUGUACUUGUUGGUGUAACUUUUGUUAGUCAAACUCGUGAAAUUGUAACUCGACAGGGAGAGUUGACGAAGAUUCGCGAAUUUGAAGUAGGCGAUGGGUCAACAGAACAAAUAGUUUCAUUGACUCUCUGGGAUAGCGAGUGGAUAAAGCUUGCUGAUCAAUGGCAACCAAAACAAACUAUUUUGUUUUUGGCAGAUGCUCAAAUCACUUAUAAUAGCAGGAUCAAGAAAUCAGCUCUCACGAUAGUUAGAAAAACGGUGAUCACAGAAAAUCCCCAUGUUGUUGAAAGUAAAGAAUUGAGGGCUGUACUACAAAGUAAACCAGAACAUGGAUCUAUGUCUCCGUUUGCUGUUCCAAAUCCUAAUUCUAUAACAAAGCAGAUGACAAUUCGUGAAAUAACUGCAAGAAUCAAUUGUGCACUAACCAAUCCAACUGAUGAACGAAUGCAACUACUGGUAGCCGUAACUACAAUCAUUGAUGAUAUGAAUCUUGAUUCUACUGACCCAACUGUAAUAAGUGCUAGAUGCGCAAAAUGCAAAAAAGUCGUCAGUGACGGUAAAGAUUCUUGCAUGAAUUUGGAAUGCCCUUUUGGAAAUGGAAUAAAAAGUCCGAUGAAUGUCAUGAGCUUAAAUAUCAUGGUAACUUUAAGAGAUGAUUCAGGAUAUUUGGUGGGAUGUCGCUUAAAAGAUGCUGCUGCAGAAACUGUUCUUGGGUGUACUGCAGAUGUACUCAAAGAUAUGCCCCGUGAAGAACGUAUGAUCUUAAAAGAAAAAUACGUUGACAAGCUAUGUACUGUGCGUAUGCAAAUACUAGGACCAUCUGCUGUAUACGAGAAACCCAUCUACAAUAUUCUUGCUAUUGAUUUAGUAGAACUAAAGGAUGAUCGAUUUGAACCCUUUGAUAUUGAAGAAUUAAAUUCAACCUAUGAUGAAAUUAAUCACUAAAUAUUAUAGAUAGCUAAACUUACAAAAUGAUUCUCAAUAAAUAGUUAAUUUGGUAUGAUUAAUUGUAGUUGGCUUAAUAAAUAAGUGUGAAAUAUUAUAAUAUUCCUGUGCGUAUAAAAAAAAAUUUAUCGAAUUGCUCAAUAAAAUUAUUUUAGCUCGAUGUAAAUAGAAUUGGUAUGCAAA